UGUUACCAGCAGGUGGAACACGAAUUCUUCAGUUUGUAGAAGACAGAAUACAGACCACUAUGCUGACUGGAAUUGCAAUUGGAGCUGCAGUAGCCAUCUUCCUUAUAGGAAUUGUAGUAUUUCUUGUUUACAGAAGAGUGAAACAAUCUAAACAACUGCAACCGCAUGUGCCCCAGUACCGAUUUCGUAAGAGAGACAAAGUGAUGUUCUAUGGGCGGAAGAUCAUGAGAAAAGUUACAACUCUUCCAAACUCCCUGGUUGGGAAUACUGUGCCUCGCCAAAGGAUGAGGAAACGGGCAAAAGUUUUAUCAUUGGCUAAAAGGAUUCUGCGUAUUAAGAAGGAGUGUCCAACACUGCAGCCAAAAGAACCACCUCCUUCUCUGCUAGAGGCAGACCUCACUGAAUUUGAUGUGAAGAAUUCCCAUUUGCCAUCAGAAGUGCUGUAUAUGCUUAAAAACGUUAGGGUUCUUGGUCACUUUGAGAAGCCCCUUUUUCUGGAGCUGUGUAAGCACAUGUUUUUUGUACAGUUGCAUGAAGGUGAAUACAUCUUCCGUCCUGGGCAGCUGGAUAACAGCAUCUAUGUUGUGCAGGAUGGCAAGCUGGAAGUUUGCAUACAAGAAAGUGAUGGCACAGAAGUGGUUGUUAAGGAGGUGCUGGCGGGAGACAGUGUCCACAGCCUUCUCAGCAUCCUUGACGUUAUCACGGGUCAUCCUGCUCCCUAUAAAACCGUCUCGGCCCGGGCAGCCGUUCCCUCCACAAUAUUGCGACUUCCAGCAAGUGCCUUUCAAGACGUCUUCCAGAAAUAUCCUGAAACUCUUGUUAGAGUUGUACAGAUCAUCAUGGUAAGGCUGCAGAGAGUGACAUUCCUGGCAUUGCACAACUACCUUGGUCUGACUACGGAGCUCUUCAACUGUCAAAGCCAAGCCAUCCCCCUGAUCUCAGUGGCAAGUGUAACAUCUGGAGGAAAUGCACUGAAGGUCUCCAGUACAGAAUAUACUGAGCACAUUUUCAGAAGAAGCUUUUCUUCUCCUCCUUCUUCUGGGUCAGCAGAGGUUCCUGGUAAUUCCAGCGGUGCUAAGUCAGACAUGGACAUGGCCUAUGAAAGAGCCAGGGUUCACUUUGGCUCGGAGGACACUGGCAGCAGCCCAGCGGGGAGCAAGUCGAUAUUGAAGAAGACUGUGACGGUGACAGAAACUCCUUCAGCAGUUUUCCAUUAUACUGAUCGUGAGCUUGCUGUGCAAGACUCCUCUAAUAGUAAACCCAUUGAUGCCAUCUUUGAGGCAGCAAAGAAAGACCUUUCAACCUUGAUGAAACUUGAUGAUCCUUUGCUGCUGAAUGGUAAAGUGACACUGCAUCAGGUUACUGCUGGGACUGUGGUAUCAAGGCAGGGAGAUCAGGAUGUUAAUGUUUGCUUUGUGAUCUCGGGGAUGCUCCAUGUGUACCAGCGGAAGAUUGACUCUGAGGAGGACACCUGUCUCUUCAUCACCCAUCCAGGAGAGCUUGUUGGCCAGCUGGCUGUGCUUACUGGGGAGCCGCUGAUUUUCACCAUCAAGGCCAAUCGGGACUGCAGCUUCCUGUCUAUUUCCAAGUCUCAUUUCUAUGAGAUAAUGCGGGAGCAGCCCAGUGUCGUUCUGGGGGUGGCCCACACUGUUGUAAAGCGAAUGUCCUCGUUCGUCAGGCAGAUUGACUUUGCCCUGGAUUGGAUGGAGGUUGAGGCUGGACGAGCCGUUUACAGGCAGGGUGAUAAGUCAGACUGCACCUACAUUGUGUUGAAUGGUCGACUUCGCUCUGUCAUACGGAUGGAUGAUGGAAAAAAGCACCUGACUGGUGAAUAUGGCCGAGGAGACUUAAUCGGAGUGGUAGAGGCAUUAACCCAUCAACCUCGAGCCACAACAGUGCAUGCAGUCAGAGAUUCAGAGCUUGCCAAACUCCCAGAGGGAGCCCUGACGUCUAUCAAACGCAAAUUCCCCCAGGUUGUGACUAGACUUAUUCAUUUGCUGGGCGAGAAGAUUCUUGGCAGUCUUCAGCAGGGAGGUCAUCCGCUUGGAUUACACACCUCGAGUAGCAAGUGGGAUGCUGGAAACCCUGCUAAUAACCUCUCCACGGUAGCAAUUAUGCCAGUGUCUGAAGAAGUACCUCUUACUGCUUUUACUCUGGAGCUCAAGCAUGCGCUCAGUGCUGUAGGUCCUGCUUUGCUGCUCACAAGUGAUAAUAUCAAACAGCGACUGGGUUCUGCAGCGCUGGACAGUAUCCAUGAGUACCGCCUGACGAGCUGGCUGGGACAGCAGGAGGACAUUCACCGCAUUGUGCUAUACCAGGCAGACAGCACCCUUACUCCAUGGACGCAGCGCUGCAUCAGGCAGGCUGACUGCAUCUUGAUAGUGGGGCUGGGAGACCAGGAGCCCACUGUUGGAGAGCUGGAGAGGAUGCUGGAGAACACAGCUGUCCGAGCCCAGAAGCAGCUUGUCCUGCUUCACAAAGAGGAUGGGCCUCUGCCUUCCCGAACUGUGGAGUGGCUCAACAUGAGGAGCUGGUGUUCUGCCCACCUGCAUCUCCACUGUCCCCGCAGAGUCUUUUCCAGAAGAAGCCUGCCCAAGCUGAUAGAGAUGUACGAGCGGGUCUUCCAGAAGGCGCCAGACCGCCACUCUGACUUCUCCCGCUUAGCCCGUGUCCUCACCGGCAAUGCCAUCGCGCUGGUCCUUGGAGGUGGAGGAGCAAGGGGCUGCUCCCAGGUGGGAGUUAUCAGAGCGCUGAUUGAAGCUGGCAUCCCUGUAGAUAUGAUUGGAGGAACCUCGAUUGGAGCAUUCAUGAGCGCCUUGUAUGCUGAAGAGCGAAGCUACAAUCAGAUGAGGAUCAAAGCUCGUCAGUGGGCCAUGGAUAUGAAUUCAGUGUUUAAGACCAUUCUAGACUUGACAUAUCCAAUAACAUCCAUGUUUUCUGGAGCAUCUUUUAACAAUGGCAUCAACAACAUCUUCAAGGAUAAGCAGAUAGAGGAUCUGUGGAUUCCUUAUUUCACGAUCACUACCGACAUCACUGCUUCGACAAUGAGGGUCCACACGGAUGGCUCUCUGUGGAGGUACGUCCGGGCCAGCAUGUCUCUCUCCGGGUACAUGCCCCCUCUGUGUGAUCCCAAGGAUGGGCAUCUUCUCAUGGAUGGAGGUUACAUCAACAACCUUCCUGCUGAUGUUGCAAGGUCCAUGGGCGCAAAGGUGGUGAUAGCGAUCGAUGUGGGAAGCCGGGAUGAGACAGACCUCACCAACUAUGGAGACUGCUUGUCCGGCUGGUGGCUGCUCUGGAAGAGAUGGAAUCCGCUGGUGGAGAAAGUCAAGGUGCUGAACAUGGCAGAGAUCCAGACGCGGCUUGCGUAUGUGUGCUGUGUGCGGCAGCUGGAGAUGGUCAAGAACAGUGACUACUGUGAGUACAUCCGGCCACCCAUUGACCGAUACGGCACCCUGGACUUCGGGAAAUUUGAUGAAAUCUGUGAAGUGGGAUACCAACAUGGAAAAACUGUAUUUAAUGUGUGGUGCAGGAGUGGAGUCCUUGACAAGAUGUUAAAAGACAGGCAAGAAACUUGCAAAUCCAAAACCUCUGAUAACGUGACCUGCCCCAGCCCCUCUUUCACAGACCUGGCAGAAAUCGUGUCCAGGAUCGAGCCGGUGAAAGCACCUGUGGCAGACGAUGAGUCAGACUACCAGACUGAAUAUGAAGAAGAAAUUCUGGACAGCCAGAAGGAUGAUUAUAUUAAUUUCCUCAGCAACCAGGUUGAAGAAGACUCCGACUCGGUAUGA
Molecule: messenger RNA, 3788 nt
Organism: Tinamus guttatus (white-throated tinamou)
Lineage: Eukaryota; Metazoa; Chordata; Aves; Tinamiformes; Tinamidae
Source: RefSeq, a predicted model, not a curated record